ACUUUAUCUGUGGUUUCGUUUCAGGCGAAUAAGUGCGGUGUGCUACAGGCUUUCGACACCAGUUACUUUCGCAGCAUUACAGCUGACAGACAGUUUUUUUGUCAGGUUCCACCGGAAUAAAGGCGUAAAAAUGGGACGCGGAUUAUUAUUGAUCUCGCUUUUUAUUGCUGCAACAGCUCUCACCUAUAGUUCAGCUUUUAUGGCCAAGUCAGUCAGUCCAAGCCCUAGUCUGGCCACAAACACAACAACUCACGCUCCGAACACAACAACUCACUCUUCGAACACAACAACUCAUGCUCCGAACACAACAACUCACGCUCCGAACACAACAACUCAUGCUCCGAACACAACAACUCACUCUCCGAACACAACAACUCAUGCUCCGAACACAACAACUCACUCUCCGAACACAACAACUCAUGCUCCGAACUCAACAACUCACUCUCCGAACUCAACAACUCACUCUCCGAACUCAACAACUCACUCUCCGAACACAACAACUCAAGCUCCGACCCCUCCACCAACACCAACGCCACCAACCAAACUGACAGUGGGGAACUAUAAUGUUACUGAUGGAAAAGGCAAAAUAUGUAUUCUGGCUAAAUUGGAAAUCCAGAUCCGUGUGAACACCAGUGAGGUUAAUGGCACGUUCAUUGUUCAGCCAAACAUGACUACUGCCCAUGGAAAAUGUGAGACUAAUACAGCAUCUAUCACUCUCGCGUUCACAGAAGGCAAUUUAACCCUACAAUUUAAUAAUAGUGAAACGGCAAAAAAGGUCUAUGUCGAUGAUGUGGAGUAUAGCUUUACCUAUGCUUUCAAAAAAGGAGACUCAAAAACGUACAGUGGGAAGAACAAGUCUCUUGAGCUGUUUGCCGCGGCCCAGGGUGACUCUUACUCCUGCACUGCUGAGACUGUGUAUAUGGGGAACGGUGUGAGUCUAGACCUGAGCAAUUACCGACUCCAGGCCUUCAACAUCAAAAACAACCAAUUCGGUGCACCGGAUCUGUGCAAGGCUGAUAAACCUGACUACCGUGUUCCUAUCGCCGUGGGCAUAAUCCUCAUCAUUCUCAUCGUCAUUGUAGUCAUUGCCUAUCUUAUCAGCAGGAAACGAAGAACUGAUGGGUACCAGUCACUAUAGAGGCUUAUAAGUCCUGAUUUAUGAGUAUAUCAGCGAUUCCAGUUUAAAGGAAUUUUUAUGCUGUUAAAAGUGAAUGUUACUUAUGCACCGAUGAACAUGGAUGGCUUAGGAUCUGUCCAAAAAAUGUUUACUAUACAGAGACUGUGUGCCUCAUCCUAACACAAGCUGCAGUUGACUGCACAAUUUCUACAUCACUAUAAGAUCAUGAUACAACAAGUGCAUGCCUUAUUUACCAUACCUUCAUAAAAUAAUCACCUGUUUUAAAAGAACCCAACCUAAUACUGACAUUACAGAAGGAUGUGCAAAAUUUACUCUUGCUCCAGAUUGUGUAUGUGUUCUUUUCUAUAGGUGCUCUUCACUGCUUGUCACAUGCAUUUACAUUUUCUAUGAUAGGCUGAUAAACCAAUGUUAAUCUGACAAACAUGUCCAAAUUCGUUUUUAACCCUAAAGGGCUGCAUAAAAGGGAAUUAAGUUGCUUACGUUUAUGUUGAAAUAUAAAUAGGCCUAAAUUGUGUUUUGUAAUUAAUAAUAGAAAGGAUUUUUCUGCAUCCUGGUUUUCUUUCUGAUGUGCUUUACUAUACUGCAUUGUGGCCAGAUCCUUUAACUCGAGCUGCAUUUAUGCACUGAAUAAUGGGAAUAAUGUGUAAUUUUGGAGACAAAUAAUAAAUAACGUCAUGGUAA
Molecule: messenger RNA, 1819 nt
Organism: Megalobrama amblycephala (Wuchang bream)
Lineage: Eukaryota; Metazoa; Chordata; Actinopteri; Cypriniformes; Xenocyprididae
Gene: cd68
Product: CD68 molecule
Exons: 6
Coding region: 131-1138 (335 amino acids)
Cellular component (GO): membrane
Source: RefSeq, a predicted model, not a curated record